AAAUGCCCGACAGCUAGACGUAAAGGAAACAUUAAAAAUGGGGAAGCUAAACGUAACAAUGUUGAGGUACUUAUCUAAGGAGGACUUCAGAGUUCUGACUGCGGUGGAAAUGGGAAUGAAAAACCAUGAGAUUGUGCCUCUGCCCCUGAUUGCCUCCAUUGCCAGUCUACAACAUGGGGGCUGCCAUAAGGUGUUACGUGAGUUGUGUAAGCAUCGACUCAUAGCUUAUGAAAGGGGAGGCAAACGAGUGGAUGGUUACAGACUCACUAAUGCUGGCUAUGAUUACCUGGCCCUCAAGUCCCUGACCAGCCGAGGGGUCAUCGCCUCCGUGGGAAAUCAGAUUGGGGUGGGAAAGGAAUCAGAUAUCUACAUCGUUGCAGAUGAAGAGGACAAACAGUAUGCCCUAAAACUUCACAGACUGGGGCGAACAUCUUUUCGUCAGCUGAAGAACAAGCGAGAUUAUCACAAGCACCGACAUAACUCAUGGUUGUACCUGUCCAGACUCGCCGCCAUGAAGGAGUUUGCUUAUAUGAAGGCUCUUCAUGACCAUGGUUUCCCUGUACCCAAACCCAUGGACUUCAAUCGACAUGCAGUCAUCAUGGAAUUGGUCAACGGAUUCCCCAUGUGUCAUGUAAAGCAAAUGAAGAACCCUGAGACCGUGUACAGUGACCUGAUGAACCUGAUAGUCAGGCUGGCAAGUUCAGGCCUUAUCCACAGUGACUUCAACGAAUUCAACCUCAUGAUUGAUGAUCAGGAGAAGAUAACUCUGAUCGACUUUCCUCAGAUGGUGUCCACCUCCCAUCCAAAUGCAGAAUGGUAUUUCAACAGAGAUGUCCAAUGUGUGAGAGAUUUCUUCUCCAAGAGAUUUGGUUUUGAUGGGAAGCAUUUUCCUACUUUUGCUGAAGUUGAGCGAGAUGAUAACUUGGAUGUAGAGGUGUCAGCCAGUGGCUUUACCAAGGAUAUGCAAGAGACUUUUGAUGAGGCAGUUGAUGAGCUGGGAAUGAGGGAUGGCCCAAACAACUCAUCUGAUGAGGACGAUUGUGAUGAAGAGGAAAGUGGGGAAAACCCUGGUGACAGGGGAGAUAACUGCAGAGCAGAAGGUAACCCUGGGAUGGAAAAGGUGGCUGGCAUAGGCCAGAGCUGCUCAGGGAAUGUAGAGAGAUGGCUUCAGAGUUUAGAUGCAGUUGACACCGACAUUAGUGAGGAAUUCUCAGAAAAGCUGUCCACAGGAGAUGCAACAACAACAAGUUCUGAACUGAAUCACCCUACAAGUUCUCCUGGAGUUGCACAAACAGAGUCAGCCAUUGAUUCACAGCCACAAAAGGAGCUUGAUAAAACUGCAGAAAAUGUCAUGAACGAUUGUGAAGAAGAUCCUUGUGAUGUGUUGGAGGAUCUUAGCGCAGUAAAUCGAUCUUAUCGCCCAUUUAGAACUGAAGAGAGCAUGGGCCACACCAUGUCUCACACAUUACACAACGAUGUCAGCAGUGUGGCUAGCUCGACCAUACCUCCAGACAUCAUUCGUUCAAAAGUUCGUAACCAGAAAAAGAAGGAGAGGCAGAAACAGUUUGCGCAUCGCAUUCGCAAAAGUGGUGAAGCAUCAAUGAGCACAAGAGCCAGACGUGAGAAUUUGAGAGAAAUUAAACAGAGUUCUGAUGGCAUCUGGUCAUGAUCUGCUAGGGGCUUCAUUUUGGGGCCAACAAUUAUUGCCAGGAUUUUCAUCAUUAACCUUUGCUUAGGGGCUGUGUGUUUUUGAGGGUAUAACCACGGCAAACAGGAGUUCGAUGUUUUUGGGUAAAAAUUCUGGAGCAAAAACCUCAAUUCGUGGAAAGUUGUGAAGAAUUUGACAUCUGUUAAACACGCAGUCUUCUUUAAUAUUUUUGUUAAAUUUUGUAUGUAAAUUUAGAAAUACAUACACAUUUUGUUGUUGCAAGACAGAAUUAGAAGAUUUCCCAUUUAUGUAUUGUUUGUCAUACUGCUCAUAAACAUUCAAAAUACAUCUAUGUUAGUAUCUCAAACCUUCAAUUUCAAAUCAUUCACCAGUGAAGACUGAGAAUGGGUAGUGCCCUUCAGUGAUGUGUGUAAUCCACGUUUUUGAAAUGGUUAAACUUGUUGAAAGGUGAACCAUGACAUUAAGCUGUGUUACAGAAAUGGUGUAAGCCUUUGAAACCAGUGAAUAAAAAUCUGAAUUGAGUGACAUGCAUGUACAUGUUCAAAUAUACUACCAUGUGAAAUAUAGUGUUGCCUUGUUUUGUAUAUGUGCUUCUGCGCAAUUAUCACUUUAAAUAGAAACACAGGCUCUUCAUGCCACUAGUUUUUGUGUAUGGGCUGAGGGUGGGAGGCUCUU
Molecule: messenger RNA, 2344 nt
Organism: Liolophura sinensis
Lineage: Eukaryota; Metazoa; Mollusca; Polyplacophora; Chitonida; Chitonidae
Biological process (GO): protein phosphorylation; maturation of SSU-rRNA
Cellular component (GO): nucleus; preribosome, small subunit precursor; cytosol
Molecular function (GO): ATP binding; protein serine/threonine kinase activity
Source: RefSeq, a predicted model, not a curated record